This is a messenger RNA of Oryza brachyantha (malo sina), 2756 nucleotides long. RefSeq lists its product as uncharacterized. The record is from RefSeq and is a predicted model, not a curated record. The transcript has 5 exons. Lineage: Eukaryota; Viridiplantae; Streptophyta; Magnoliopsida; Poales; Poaceae. Bases 41 to 2509 code for a protein of 822 amino acids.
GAUCCCGAAACGUAGCGGCGGCGGCGGAGGCGGCGAGAAGAUGGCGGCGACGGCGUUCACGGAGGAGGAGAAGGCGGUGGACGACGCUCUGGGCUACCCCAAGGCCUACGCGCGGCUCUGCCGCGGCGGCGGCGGGGGUUUCCCCUACGGGCAUGGCCCGCCGCACGGGUUCCUCCCCUACGUCCUCCACCCGCACGAGGCGAUGCGGGCGAAGGAUCUGAACGAGAUGUUCCCGGUGAGGGACGCGGAGGCGGCGCCGACGGCGAACCCGCGUGGGUUCGCCAACCUGCUGUGGAAGCAGCUCGACCACCUCGGCAACGCCGGGUUCGACCCGGCGCUCUUCCGCGUCGACGCCUACGGCAACGUGCUCUACCUCCACGCCGACUCCGCCUCGCCCCUCGCCUGGGACAUCGACCACUGGUUCCCCUGCGCCAGAGGAGGGAGGACGGUGCCGAGCAACCUGCGGAUCGUGCAGGCGCAGGUGUGCAGGAAGAAGCACAACAAGCUGGAGUUCCUCGUCCCGUGGUGGGAUCUGCAGCUCGGCAUCUCCGUCAACCACUUCCUCUCCAUCUUCGCCUCCAAGAACGCCGACUUCAGGAACAGAGCAUUCGCGUUCUUGUUCGUCGACGGGGCCAGCGAGGAGCUGAGCUCGAUGCAGGCCGUGGAGGCGCACGCCUUCCCGCACCAUUUCUCGGAUUUGACGAAGAAAGUAGGGCUUGCACCUGCCGCCAUCGUUUCCAACUCCAGGGGCUCUGACAACUCGGUGCUCAAAUCUCUUGAUGCAAACCGGCCACUCAGGCCUAAUUACCCUCUGAUUGCUGCCAAGAAAUUCACAAGCGAAAAAGAUGAGAGUGUCAACCUGCCAGUCGGCCAUGGGCCUAAUUCGACCAAAGAGAACAAUAAUCCUGACGCUGAUGGCUACAUUAGCAAUCCUUACUUGUCCAUUGCUACGGCUAGGGACUCGCUGAGGCAAAGAGAGGAGGCCAAGAAGAAGCAGGCCGAGCUCACUGAGCUGGAGAACGAGGCCACCGAGCUGAAGCAGAAGAACGAAGAGGAGCGGGUGGCCAUCCAGGACAUGGAGGCCCUGCUUAUCAAGAGGCGGCGGCGAGUCGAGAAGUGCCGCCGCUUGGCGGAAGCUCAGUCCAACUACAAGGCCGUGCUGGAGAAGAUGAUCAGAGACGCCAUGCACCAGUCCGUGGUGUACAAGGAGCAGCUUCGGCUGAACCAAGCUGCAACAAGUACUCUCAUGGCGAGAUUGGAGGCCCAGAGAGCAAUGUGUGACUCCUCCGAAACCGAGCUCCGGAGGAAGUACCAGCAGAAGGAUGAACUGGAGAAGCAGAUCAAGCCUUUCACCGAUCAAGCAAGAAAGCGGUACCGGGUUGAUGACGAGAUGCUAGAGGAAAGGCAAACUGAAAGUGUGAAGUAUUUUCCUGGAAUAAGACUGAGGAGCAGAAGCCCUCUCAAGCAGGAGCUGAGGGUUUUCCUGGAGGAGGACCAGAGGGCUUCAGAUGCAUACAUCUCCCUCGAGGAAGAGGAAAUCAGAGAUGGAACCUCAGCAAUGGGCAAUUUCAAGAACUCACCUUACAAGGUGAUAAGCUUCCCAAGAAGGUCCAUGGAGGACAACACGGUUGACACUGAAAGAGGGAGAGCGUCAGUGAGGGAGAAGCUAGAGCAUUUGGCGAUCAAAGAACGGCAGCGCGGCAGGAGAAGAGAGAGGACCAUGGCAUCAAGGGGAUCAAGAGCAACCAGUACUCCUGUGAGGUCAAGAGAUGAUGGGAAGGGCAAGGCAGCCAUGGUGCAAUGUGAGUAUGAAACUGAAAAGUCUCACACAAUUUCAGUGCCAAGGACCUCCUCAGUUCCUCCGAGUCCUCCCUACAGAGUAACUGGCAUGUAUGGGACACCUAGAUAUCCUGCAGAGAGGCCGGUGCUACUGAAAAAGAAUGAAGUGGGUCAUUGCCGAGGAUUCGGUAGAUCCGAAGACGAUGCGAACAUGAGCCACAUUGGCAAAGGCACUGUGGAUAAGUGGCUUCACAUGCUCAUGGAGGAGGAGCAGCAGCAGCAAGAAGAUCCUGCACCAACAUACCAUUCUUCUGAAGAUCACAACGCCGUCGAUGAAAUCGCUUCAGAUGAGCACCAAAGGCAAGGCCGAAUCGACGACGACGGCGGCAGGAAUGAGAUCACGGAGUGCACCGAUGAGAUCGUCGAGGUCGGUGGCGAGAGUGCCGCCACCGAGCAGGCCAGGUGCAGGAACAGCUUUGAGAUAAGGGAGAGGGGAGAGGAGAAGAAGAUCUGGUUCCCAAGGUCUGACAGCUCCAGGGGUUUCAGGUCACUGCCUUCCUCGCCUUCCAAGAUCCUUGGGGUGAGAAGAAGUGUGGAGUGCAUGAGCAGGAAGCCGAAGGUGAUCGGCGACGACGACGGCAGGUAUGGCUAUGAAGAUUCAGUGUCCACAAGCAGCAGCAAGUUCCUCAGCAGGUGCAAGCAGGCAAUCAAGAAAGCAGUGAACAAAUAAUUCCUUGCUGCACUGUUCAGUGAGCAAGUUGCAGGCUGUUUAUUCUUUCAAAUCUGUGUUUAAAUUCGUGUCAAAUUGCUAUUGUUUAUUUAGCUGAAUAAGUUAGUACUACUGCUAGUGAGGCAUAUAUAGCUUGCAGACUCCUGUCUGCAACCAGUGAAAUAUUUACUGUUCAUGGUCACCAUUAUGUGAUCAUACUUGUGUGUGUACAACUAUUUGUUCAUUUACGAAGAGAAACUAAAUUAUU